GAUCAAUCAGAUUUGGAUAUUAUCAGAUGAAGAGUGGAAUUUGGUCAAGGUAUAUAUAACUGAAUCAGAAGCAAUAAUCCAUAGCAAUUAUGAAAUAGCAGGAUGCCAAAUUGAAGUUGGUAACAUAGUCCAUAAAGGCAAACAAAUCAAAAGGGAAAAAUCAAUACGAAGAUACUCUUCAAAACAUACAACUAAAAAACAAUGGAAACAAUUCUCAACACAAAUCACAAAUAUAUUAAAAGCACAAGAAGAAAGAAUCAAUCUUAAGCAAGUUUUAGUGAACAAGUUAAGGAACCUUAUAUGGAAAGCAAUCAAUCAGGCCAUGAAAAACAACAUCAAAAGAAUCCAAACCAGACAAACCAGCAUCAAGGGAACAAACAAAACAGAUAAAAAAACUGCACAUAUAAUUACAGCACUUAAUAAAGUAAUAGUUAUUGCAAAGAAAUAUCUAUUAGAAAAAACAGAUGCCAAAAGUAUGACAAGACAAGUAAAUAAAUGGAUUAAAGUAAACAAUCAAAUAGCAAAACUGUUGUCGAUCAAACUUACAGAUAUACCUAAGGGCAUAAGCUUGGUUCAUUGGUUCCAAGAAAUAUAUAACCUGAGGACAAGCAUAGCAAAAGUUUUCAAACUACUCCUUCAGUAUAGAAAACAAGCCCAAAUUCAAAAAUAUAUAGAAAUACAGCAAUAUAAUCAUCAAUUCACAAAGAAAAAGAUAAUAGAUUCACUCCUUAACAGAAAACCAACACAUAUAAAGAUGAACAAGUAA
Molecule: messenger RNA, 766 nt
Organism: Acaulospora morrowiae
Lineage: Eukaryota; Fungi; Glomeromycota; Glomeromycetes; Diversisporales; Acaulosporaceae
Source: the annotation of a GenBank genome assembly